This is a messenger RNA of Anolis sagrei ordinatus, 6416 nucleotides long. The record is from RefSeq and is a predicted model, not a curated record. Lineage: Eukaryota; Metazoa; Chordata; Lepidosauria; Squamata; Anolidae.
UUUCUCCAGGCAUGAAUAAGUGAAACUGUGAAUAUGGGUUGUGUGGGUCUUACUUUACUAAACCAAAGCAUGGACAUGUUGAGUGACUCUCCCUUUCAUGUUUUCUUUGACUCUUGAAUCUUUUUUAUAGGUAGAAGGACUAAACACGAGUCAGGCUCAGAUUCUACAUUCAGGAUCACUGCGAAAGACAGAUCAAUUGUGUGUGGGACUCUCCCAGGACCAGUUUGGGCCAAGCGUUGGCAGCAAGAAUAACAAUGGCAGAAGAAUACAAGGGUGCCACAUUUGGAGAUCUCCAGAGGGAUGCGGGGACACAGUAUGAAGUGAAGUUAGAGCCACGGGAAUUGAAGGUAGAACCACAUGAUGUAAAGGUGGAGCCACAUAAUGUGAAGGUAGAGCCACAUGAUGUGAAGGUAGAGCCACGUGAUGUGAAGUUAGAGCCACAUGGUGUGAAGGUAGAGCCACAGGACCUGGUGGAACCUGAAGUAGAGAGGGGAGUAACAGCCCAAGCUCUUCCAGUCAUCCAUUUUGGGGGGUUUAAGGAAUCCUGGGAGGCGGCUGAAGAAGUGAUAGAAGAUGGUGAAGAAGAACCAGAGGAAGCGCUAGAAGAUGCUGAAGAAGAACCAGAAGAAGCGUUAGAAGAUGCUGAAGAAGAACCGGAUGAAGCAUUAGAAGAUACUGAAGAAGAGCUGGCACAAGGCUCUGGAACCCAAGGGCUGGCAUUCCAGAGGACUGAAGACACACCUGACUCUGAUCAAGAACAUGAGCAGCUGCUGAGAAAGAGAUCAAGGGACGUCUCACAGGGAGAUUCCUCUCCCUAUGAAGAAGCAUCAGAUGCCGAGCUGGAGCCUGGGCAAAGUGGAGAAACCCAACCACUGUCUGAAACUGUAGGGGAAAUCCAGCAGCCGGUCAACAUCCCUUUGUCCAAGGAGGAGCCAGACUUCAUGGAAGUGGUGGAGGAAGAUACUCCAGAUGAAGGGGGUGCCACCCUAGACAUCGAGCGCCAGUGUUUUCGGCAGUUCUGUUACCAGGAUGCUGAGGGGCCCCGAGAGGUUUGCGGGAUGCUGUGGAAGCUUUGCCGGCGGUGGCUGCAGCCGGAGAAGAAGACGAAGGAGCAGAUCCUGGAGCUGGUGAUCCUGGAGCAGUUCCUGGCCAUCUUGCCCCGCGAAAUGCAAAGCUGGGUCCGGGAUGGACGCCCAGAGACGUGCUUUCAGGCCAUUGGCUUGGCUGAGGCUUUCCUGGCUAAGCAGCAAGGGAACACACCACGAGGCCGACAGGUUUUGUGGCCUUUCGGUGACGCAUCAGCUGAUUCGUCCAAGAAACUUAUGUUGGACUCCAUCAACUGGCCGCUUUUCAGAGGCAACAAGGAAGAAGUGGAAAGUCCCAACCUCACAUUGCUGGCAGGUGAUGGGAGGCCGUUUUGGAAGGAGAAGGACCUACCAGUAGAUGCUAGUGGUAUUGAAACCCCUUGGAUGCUUCCAGGAAAAUCAGAAGAAACCGUUUCCCAGAAUCCCAAUAAAGGAGAAGGUUCAGAGAGUCAGAAAAAACCUUGUCCCAGUAGCAAAAAAGCUGAAGCUAUUCAAUUUCAUCCUGCUUCGGUAGAGAAUCCAUUCACAUGCUGGGACUGUGGGGAGAGCUUCCCCGGCAUUGAUGUCCUGAUGGAACACCAGAGUAUCCACACAGGAGUGAAACCUUUCAACUGCUCGAAGUGCGGGAAGAGCUUCAAUCAGCGAUCCCUUCUUGUGAGCCAUGAAAAAACCCACACGCAGGAGAACCCCUUUACUUGCGCUGAGUGCGGUCAGAGUUUCAGCAGAAAAGCAGGGCUCAUGUCUCAUCAAAAGGUACAUACAGGAGUGAAGCCCCAUCAGUGCAAAGAAUGUGGGAAGGGCUUCAAUGAGUAUUCCAUCCUUGUGGCCCAUGAAAAAACCCACGCGGAAGAGAAGAAACCUUUUCCUUGCGCCGAGUGCGGUCAGGGUUUCACUGAGAAAGCGGAGCUUGUGUCUCACCAGAAAAGACACAAAGGACAGAAACCUCAUCAAUGCAAAGAAUGUGGGAAGGGUUUCAACGAGCCGUCCUUUCUUGAGGCCCAUGAAAAAACCCAUCUGGAAGAGCCAAAGGUGUUUACUUGCACCGACUGUGGUCAGGGUUUCAGUCGGAAAGCGGGGCUGGUGUGCCACCAGAAGAUACACAUGAAACAAAAGCCACAUCAAUGCGAAGAAUGUGGCCAAAGUUUCAUCCAAAGGUAUGACCUUGUUCGACAUACCAGAAUCCACACAGGCGAGAAGCCGCACAAAUGCCCCGACUGCGGAAAGGGCUUCCGGAACAUGUCUGCUUUCCACGUUCACCGCCGAAUCCAUACGGAAGAGAAACCAUACCCUUGCUCAACCUGUGGCAAGACUUUCCGUCACCGCACGAAUGUUAUUGUACACGAGAGGAUCCACACCGGUGAGAAGCCAUACAAGUGUGAGGAUUGUUCAAAGAGCUUUGGGGAUUCGUCAUCCCUCCGGAAGCACCAGAGGUCCCACACGGGAGAGAGGCCGUAUGUCUGUCCUGAGUGCGGGAAGACUUUUUCGCAGAAUGCAGGCUUGGUCCAGCAUGAGAAGAUCCACACUGGGGAGAAGCCCUUCCAGUGUGCCCUCUGUCCCAAACGUUUCCGGGACAAAUCUGGAAUCGUAUCUCAUCAGAGAACCCACACGAAGGAGACGCCCUUUCAGUGCAUGAUCUGUUUCAAAAGCUUUGGCCACCGCUCCAACCUCAUCAAACAUGAAAGAACCCACUCUGCAAUGAAAAGUUUCAUUGCAGAGACCCAAUAAUUCUCAGAAACCCAAUAAUUCUCUGCAUGACAAUGAAAGUGAAAAUGGAAGUUUGCCUUCAUUGAACUAACAGAACCCUGCAAUUUGGUUGUAUGACCAGUGAGGGGGACUAUCAAGUGUCAUUACUUCUGAUGAUAUCCACGGUGGUUUAACAUCAUAUAUUAUGGACAGGAACAAAACUAUAAACUCUGUUAAUUAUAUUGCAAGAAAUAUUGAUCACUGUGUUGUCGAAGAUUUUCAUGGCCGGAAUCACUGGGUUGCUGUGAGUUUUCUGGGCUGUAUGGCUAUGUUACAGAAGCAUUCUCUCCUGAUGUUUCACCCACAUCUAUGGCAGGCAUCCUCAGAGGUUGUGAGGUCUGUUGGAAACUAGGCCAUUUCUGUGGAAUGUCUAGGGUGGGAGAAAGAAUUCUUGUGUGCUUCAGGCAAGUGUGGAUGUUGCAAUUGGCCACCUUGAUUAACAUUCAUUGGCCUUGCCUUUGAUAUGGCCAAUGGGCUAAUCAAUAAAAUGUACUUACCCAUUGGCCUUGCAGCUUCAAAGCCUGGCUGUUUCCUAUCUGGGGGAAUCCUUUGUUGGGAAGUGUUAGCUGACCCUGAUUAUUUCCUGUCUGGAAUUCCUCUAUUUUUUGAGUGUUGCUCUUUAUUUACUGUCCUGGUUUUAGAGUUUUUUCAAAUAGUGGUAGCCAGAUUUUGUUCAUUUUCAAGAUUUCCUCCUUUCUGUUGAAAUUGUCCACACGCUUUUGGAUUUCAAUGCCUUUUCUGUGUAGUCUGGUUGUCAGAGUUGCCCAGCAUUUCUGUGAUCUCCAAAUAAUGCGCUGUGUCCAGGUGGGUUCAUCAAGUGCUCUGCGAUGGCCGACUUCUCAGGGGAAUCCUUUGUUGGGAGGUGUUAGCUGACCCUGAUUAUUUCCUGUCUGGAAGACCUUUUGAGUGUUGCUCUUUAUUUACUGUCCUGAUUUGAGAGUUUUUCAAAUAGCGGUAGCCAGAUUUUGUUCAUUUUCAAGAUUUCCUCCUUUCUGUUGAAAUUGUCCACACGCUUGUGGAUUUCAAUGCCUUUUCUGUGUAGUCUGGAUGUCAGAGUUGCCCAGCAUUUCUGUGUUCUCCAAAUAAUGCGCUGUGCCCAGGUGGGUUCAUCAAGUGCUCUGCGAUGGCCGACUUCUCAGGUUGGAUCGGUCUGCAGUGCCUGUCAUGUUCCUUGAUUCGUGUUUGGGCAUUGCUGCAUUUGGUGGUUCCUAUGGAGACUUUGUGGGCUUAGGAACAAAAGACCCUCCUCAAAAAUGGACAGCAGAGCAACUCAGCAGCAGCGUCGUGACCCAGCACCAAUAGCCCAAAGUGACAAAAAGAACAAAAACCCAAUGUUUUCUUUUCCAUAGAAGGCUUUUCUUUGUAGUAAAAUAAUAUAGUUGCACUAUUUACAAUAGCAAGGUUUCAACAAUACGAAUAAACAAAUACAUAGCAGCUUUAUACACAAAGCAGCCUUUAUAUUGGAGCUGCCUCACACAAGGCUUCUCUCACACAGAAGUUUACCUCACACUGACUGAGGCGUUCCCUCACUGAGGCAAACUAAUACUAACAGGCUUCGGUCUACACAGUCUCCUCAGAGCGAUGCUAGCUUUGGCCCACUAACUCUUUCAGUGUUAGAUAGUGUUAAAUAGAAGGCCACCUUUGUCAUCAAAAAUACACAGUUAAUAUUUAAUAUUUCUGACAAACUAGUCCACAGCUGCACGAUAUAGACUCCUGUAGAGGUGAAAGGAUCCCUCUUGUCCUUUACUGAAUGUAGCAUGUUAUUGGACAAAAUCUGGCUACCUGUAUUUAAAACAAACUCUAAAAUCAGGACAGUAAAUAAAGAGGAACACUCAAAAAGCAGGGGAAUUCCAGGCAUGAAUCAAUCAGGGCCAGCUAAUACCUCCCAACAAAGGAUUCCCCCAGGCAGGAAGCAGCCAGGCUUUGAAUCUGCAAGGCAAUCCAAUUCUAAUCAAGGUGGCCAUUUGCAACAUUCACACUUGCCUCAAGCAGCCAGGAAAUUAUUCCACAGAUAUACAAACCCCACUUGCCUAGUUUCCUUUUUUUUUAUUGUUUUAUUGGUUUUUCCCACUCCCACCCUCCCCUCCUUGUACAUGCCAUUUAUACAUCAAACUACAGAAGUUACAUUUGAAAUAUCAGUCUCAGUCUUAAUUUUUCUACUCCACAUCUUAAAACAUUCUCUAAAUAAUUCCUAACUGGUUCCCACAUCCUCUUAGUUAUUGUAACCUUUUCAAUUUUAUCUAUAUUAUUCCAUUUGCAGUUUGUUCACUUGCCUAGUUUCCAACAGACCUCACAACCUCUGAGGAUGCCUGCCAUAGAUGUGGGCGCAACAUCAGGAGAGAAUGCUUCUGGAACAUGGCCAACACAGCCUGGAAAACUCACAGCAACCCAAUAUUGAUCACAUUAGGAUUAAUAUGAUCAAGAAUAUUUUUACCCUGUGUGUCCCCUUCCAUCGAUUUUUCAUUAUUUCAUUAAUAUUUGUUCUGUUUUAUAGCGAAUCAGGCCAUUUAUGAUGGAUGCAAACCAUGAAAUGUAGUUAUGAUGAGAGUAUGACUUUCGAAAACGGACUCUGAUAAUGUUUAAUGUAUUGAAGGUCAUUUAAAAAAAAACCCAGUGACCUAUUAUGACCUUCUUGCAGCAUUUCUUGGUAAGAUACUGCUGUUUUGAACCCCCCAGAAUUCAAUUCACAAUGUUUAUGUUACCUAAGGAGCCAAUCUUAAGAUGGCCGCCAGCUGCUACAGAAUGGAACCGAGUGACCAAAAAGCCUGGUUCUAGAAUGAAGCUGCUACCACCUAAGUGUGGCUAUCCAGUUUUUGUUUUUUUCAUGUCAGGAACGACAUGUUUUACCAUCCUGUGUGAGGCUCCUCUCAUAUCCCCACAUGGGAAGCUGGAGCUGACAGACGGGAGCUCACCCCGCUCCCCGGAUUCAAACCACCGACCUUUCGGUCAGCAGUCCCGCCAGCACAAGGGUUUUUAACCCAUUGCACAAUAGGAAAGGUUAACUGAAUGAGGCACCAUCCAGCGAUACCAGGAGAAUGGUGCGAGUGGCAUUGAAGUAAGAUAUGGAGGAUCCACCAAAACUUAGUGCUGCCCUCAACACCUUCCUUACCUUGGCAGGUAUUAGUACCCUUGGUAUUCGCAGGUCCCCGGCGGACACCCAGAUCCAUCAAUGCUCAGUUCCCAUGGUAUACACUGGCAUUGCAAAAUCAAAGUUUGCUUUUUGGGUGGUUUUUUAAAAAAAAAAUCAAAAGUAUGGAUGAUUGAAUCCAUGGACAUGGAGGGUCAACUGCAGCUGACCACUUAUGCAGGGGAUUGCUCCCCUACUAGCUUUUGAAUGGAGAGAUUCCCUUUACCUGCUCGUUUCCUCCAACCUUGCCUUUGCCUCAAGAUAUGUAUUUUUUAUUAAACGUUUUGCCUUCAGCUUGCUUUUUUUUUUUUUUACAUCUAGGCUUUAGAAUGUACAUUAAGGAACAGCUUAUAGUGAUUUAGUAUCAGCUUUGUAGAAGCUUCUUUGUUGCAUCCUUUUAGAUUGUAUCCUUGUUUUAUUCUUCUUUCCUCCACAUUUAAUAAAGUCUUUUCUCAUUUGGA